Molecule: messenger RNA, 25684 nt
Organism: Coregonus sp. 'balchen'
Lineage: Eukaryota; Metazoa; Chordata; Actinopteri; Salmoniformes; Salmonidae
Source: the annotation of a GenBank genome assembly
GAGAAAGAAGUUGUAAUAUUUCCACCUAUUUCCAAUGGCUCUACCUCACUGCCUCGGGUGAGUUUAAGUGCCAGGUAGUCUCAUAAUAUUCAGUCCACCGUUAGAUGUUCUAUAGCCUAGGUGGGUGUCUGCUCUCUCUUUUAUCACCCAAUUGAAGGUUAAAUUGUUCUACAGAAGUAAUUUACAUUGAUUUAUAACCUUAAUUAGUAUCAAUUCACCCAGUGUUCCUUUCUCAUUGUAAAUGCAUCAUUCCAUCAGGACAGCAAAAACAAGAGAGCGACCAUUCCCACGUCCCAAAGACUCCAGGAGAUGUUCUUUUCCCACUGUCGAACCGACCAUGGCAUUCUAGUGAAAAAGAUUAGGUUCAAUAAGGUAAGGUAAUCGAUCCAGUUUGAAUAACACAUUUAUACAAUGGGUGGGUCUAAUCCUGAAUGCUGAUUGGUUAAAACUGCAUUCCAGCCGGUGUCUAUUCCACAAAUGACCACCGGCUAAAUCUAUGACGUUAAUAUGCCUAUUUACUCUGUUCCAUCUGACUGCCCAAUCCACCGUCUCAUCAGCCCAGCCAGGCAAUUUAUAAACUUGAUCUCCACUAUAAAAAGCAUCUAGACAUUAUCUCACAUUUCUUUUAGACUAACAUUUCGUUUUCAACAGCGGAGAUUUGUAUAAACCUUGCUGUCUGUCUCUCCGACAUUUUGCAACAUUGUUUCAAUAUUCAAAUUCGAUCUCCAGGCUGUCCCAUAUAUAAUGAACGUGUCGGGAGUCGGGAGGAGACAGACAGGCAGGCAGGCAGCGUUUCUCAGCCAGUCGAAAUGUAUAGUCCAUGUGUUGCUUACUGUAUUGUAGAGAGCAGACAGCCUUUGGAGUAUUCCUUUGACCAAAGUGAGUGAGGAGGCAGAGUCACAGAUAACAGCUCACCUCAGAGUAAGUGUUCUGCACACUUCUGUACUGCUCUAUCUUUCACUACACGAUUCAUUAUUCAUGUUGCAUGUUAUUGUAUGUUGUAAAUCCACAUAUCCUUCUCAGUAUCAUUUUCUGCAGCGCCAUGUGAAGUCUUCUGGACAAAGCACACCGUCAGAGGAGAAAGGGGUGGAUGUGCUGCAUCUGCUGAAAACGCAGGGGUAUUUAUUCAGGGUGAGGAGGACCAAGCAACUCUUCGCUUAUUCAUCCUUCCUGAUCUGAUCAUGGAAAAACAACUGAUCCCAUUCUUCAUUUAUUUUGGGGUGUUUUUUUUAGGACAAAGCAGCUUUCAAAGCCUUACUAGAUGGAGGACUCGAUGGCACUAAGGACGCUCCUCAAAACCUGCUGCAGAGUUUGGUGGCACUGGAAGAGGAAGAAGAGGAGGAGGAGGAGGAGGAGGAGGAAGACCGUGUUUGUGCAAACCAGGAUGUCACCUCAUGGACUGAAAGUGUUUCCGAAAUGGUCAAGUGUCUAUCGGAUGGAUCUUCUAAUGGUGUUGUCAAGAGGAAGGAGGACAACACCUGCAGUGCAACAGGAGGAGAACCUCAUUCAUUAGGUCUCACAGUCGUAACAGAUGACCUGGAAGGUGCCAAGAAGAGGAGAUUCAUGGUCUACAUAUGUGGUGGAUACAAAGGUAAGCGUGGGUGCGUGAGCGUGGGUGCGUGGGUGCGUGAGCGUGGGUGCAUGCGUGCUUGUCUCUGUAUGUGUUAUCAACCACAAUCCCAUCCCCACACAGACACGGUGGCAGAGAGGAGUGUGUUGAUGGAGAGUGUGUUCCCUCGCAUGUACCUCUACUGCAAACAGAGGGGCUAUGACUUCAGGAUGGUGGACCUGCGCUGGGGCGUGGGAGACCCCGUGUCAGAUAGACAUGACACGGCAGAGCUGCAUGUGGAGGCCCUCACACAGUGUCAGAAAACACUGGGGCCAAACUUCAUAGUGAGAUAUCUCUAGUGUAUUUUUUUUUUUAAAUUCGUAAACAAUGCUCAUGAGUCAAAUUCUUUCUCUCUUCCUUUACCUUUCUUUCGCUGAUCUCUUAUCUAACAUAUCUUCCCACAAGUUACGACCCUUCUGCCAGUCACUAGCUAAACUCCUGGAUUCAUGAAGUUAUUAAUUGUGUUUUUUUUAUUUGAAAGUUAUUCCUUGGCCAGAAGCAUGAGGUCCAGACCCUGCCCAGCACUAUCUCCAGAGAGGUCUUUGAGGCCAUCGUGAGCGUGGUGGAGAGAGACAGACAGAAGAUGUCCAAGAGAAAACACCCCGAGAUGGACGACAUCAUCAGCGACUCCCAGUCUAAUAUCGCCACGGGAAGUGACACGGGCAGCUUUGUUCCAGAACACAACGACGAUCAUGAUUCAGGAGAUCCAGCUCAGAAUUCCGGGUUAAUGAGCGAUGAGAGUUCUGUAUCCCAUAAUUCCCUCUCUGAUGCAGAUGAGACAUGGGUAAGUCCUGCGGGGACGAGGUGUUGGGCAGACUUCGACCGGGAUCUGAUCCUACUCCAGACGUGGUACAGACUGGAUGAGAACUGUGUUCCUGCUGUGUACCGCCUACUGCCUGUGAGGUAAGAUGUAAAGUUACACUGUUGCUCGUAUUGCUAUAACUGAGUUCAAAGUUCACAAGUUUGGCCACGACACAUUGAUGUCAACUUUUAUUUGUAUUUUUUUUUUUUAAGCAAUUUGUUUGCGUAGUAUGCUACUUGUUUGUUUUAGGGAUUGUUGAAAUGACCAACGCAAGGACCACUAGUAUAGUUUCUUAUUUUGAAGCUUGUGUAACUUGCUAAACUAGUUAGCAACAACCGUUGGCAGUUCAAACCCAACUGGCGUAUGAAAUGCUUUGUUUGGUUUCCAUGGCUCUUGCCCCUAGACCAUGUAUUGUUAUGAAAAUGGUUGUUUAAAAUGAGCCAGACAAGGAAAUGGAGCUCUCACAGUACAACAACCCUCCCUCUCAGCUUUUUGUUUUUCUUCUAUUCCAUUCACAAGUGUCUUAAAUCACUUCACCAUAUUGGAUUGUCAAUCAUCUUGAAAUCACCUAGUUCCUGUAUGUGUUGGUAGCACCCAACAGCCUGACUUCCUGAGCAGAGAUGGCGAGCGCAGGAGGCAGGCGAGGAAGGCUUGGCACGCAACUUGCUUGCUCCUGUGGGGAGUGCUACAGAGGAGUGGGACAGAGGCACUGGGGGGGGAGGUGGCAUCUCACCUCCUCAGGACAGGUUUGUAUGGGGGAGUAGUUAUUAUUGUCAUUAAUUAUUGUCCUUUCACCUUAGCGGUGGAUCAGGUUAUUUCCCCUCUUACGGUAGUGGACAGGAAGUAGUGUACAUUGCGUUAAGCCAUGUUGGUUUGCUCCCCACCCAGUGCUAGACUGUGAGGUAGAGCAGGGCCUCCGGUCGCUAGGAACCGAGGCCCCUCCAGAGGAACACUGCCACUGCUAUAAGAGGGUCAUCCCUGACCUCCACCACAGCCUGAGGAACGAACACGCUGCCCACUACAUCGACCUGCUGAAAGGUCGACCGCAGGUCAACCGCACCCUGAAUGCAGCACACCAGAGCUUCGUGGAACGCAUUCACAAAAAGGUAAGGGUGCGUGUGCGUGCGCGUGUGUGUGUGUGUGUGUGUGUGUGUGUUUGUGUGCAUGUGUGGAUGGGUUUGCAUGUGUUGGGGGUGGGAAGAGUGUGUGUGUGUAUAUGUGUGUGUAUAUGUGUGUGUGUGUGUGUGUGUGCAUGUGUGGAUGGGUUUGCAUGUGUUGGGGGUGGGAAGAGUGUGUGUGUGUGUGUGUGUGUGUGUGUGUGUGUGUGUGUGUGUGUGUGUGUGUGUGUGUGUGUGUGUGUGUGUGUGGGAGCAAAAAGGAGAGAGAAUGAUACAAAGACAAAAUGAAAGCUUUCACAGAGUAACACUGCUCACCGAUAUCUACAUUACAGUGGCGGUCGGUGCCGUUUAAGAUGAAGGAGGACGAUAAUUGUUUUUAUGAGCAUGGCCUUAUUUCUAUUACAGCGUAUUGGAUGACUUGUCCUUCAUAUUCCAUUCACCCAGGUCAGUGUAACAUCGAUAGGUUUAGGCUACUACAUGAUACUUUAAUUUUCCCUAUACCCAUCAGGAGGUUGCUACAACCUAGCCUAUGAAUGAAAGUUUACAACAUAGGUGCACAGCACAGGUCGAGGGAAACAUUUGAGUAAUCAAGGAGACGGACAGUGACACAUUUAAUACCGCCUUGCACACUCUUGCCUGCAUCUUAGCUGAUCUAGGGUGUAAUCAUUAGUCCAACAGUUGCAAACGAGAGCUUCUAUUGGACAAAUUCAGGUACUGUAUGUUUAUCCCCGCUUCAUUCCGUUUGCUUCCGUUUAAGAAACGUUUUUCAACAGAAUCGGCGGAAUGAAUACACCCCUGAUCACACGCAAACACACUUCACUUUCAUAGCAGCCACAUAUAAACAGCAUGAUCCCUUUGAUCGUUGUAUUCCUCCUCUCACCUCAAUAAUUUGUUAAAAACUGUUCAACUAUUGUCUUUCUCUCACUUUGAGUCAACUGCUCACCACAUUCUAUGGACUGCAGUGCUAGCUAGCUGUAGCUUAUGCUUUCAGUACUAGAUUCAUUCUCUGAUCCUUUGAUUGGGUGGACAGCAUGUCAGUUCAUGCUGCAAGAGCUCUGAUAGGUUGGAGGACGUCCUCCUGAAGUUGUCAUAAUUACUCUGUAUGUCCAUGGAAGGGAGUGAGAACCAUGAGCCUCCUAGGUUUUGUAUUGAAGUCAAUGUACACAGAGGAGGACGGAAACUAUCUGUCUUCCAGCUACACCAUGGUGCUACCCUACAGAGUGCUGUUGAGGCUACUGUAGACCUUUAUAGCAAAGCAGUGUGUUUUAAUCAAUUAUUUGGUGAUGUGAAUAUAUUUAGUAUAGUUUCAUCUAAAAAGGAUAACUUUAAAAAUAUUUCACAAUUAUUUUUUUAUUUUUAUUUUUUCAUUCACUGAGGAGGAUGGUCCUCCCCUUCCUCCUCUGAGGAGCCUCCAUUGUCUUUCUUCCCUCAUUAAGUUGCGCCACACCAACAUCUAUGAGCGUAACGUGGACUGGGGAAUUAAGGGCCUGAACCCCAAACACAACCGAUCCCAUCAGUUCUACACAGAACACAUCUCCUCCCACUUCCAGAGGACUGUCAUCAACUCUCUGAACAAGUGAGAGAGACAAAAAUAAAUGUAUAACACGUGUAAUAAAGUAUAUUGAAACUAUAAUACAUGUUUAUCACACGAUUACCAUGUAUAUCUGUCAUUAUGUUGGCCCUCAAAUAUUAUUGCAUAACAGUUAACUGAUGGCAUAAAUGUUGAGUUGAGCUGUGUAUUUCUCCUACUCCAGAGUUAUGAAGGGGAACAAAGCCAAAGGCUCCUUUGACAUCAGAAGGAGAGAAGCAUCUAGAAUGAGGAUACAGGAGGAGAUCCGUCGCCAUGUUAACCACGGACACACUCUGUAAGUCUCUGGUUUGGCUUUCUUUCCUUUAGAAUGGCCACCUGCAUGCUUCUAAGUAGCCUGGUUUCAGAUACUGUGCUCAUUGUGUCACGCCAAAUAUUGAACCAUAGGAGCUGGCAAGACAGCACAGACAGAUCUCGAACCAGGCUAGCUUCAAAGUGGGUUUGAUAUCAUCGUGACUAGUCUCUCUCCAGGGAAAAUAACCAUGUGUUGAGAGAAGGCUUCCUGGGUGAGAUGAGGAGGGCUGUGGAGGAGGGGUCUUCUCCCAGGCCUAUCCUCCUACUGGGUCCCCCUGGCUGGGGCAAGAGCACCACCAUGGCCACAGUGGCACACCUCGCCCCCUCCUGGAUUACUGGGUGAGGGGUGGCUCCAUGACAUCAAUGGGAAAUGUUUGUGAAAAUGUUAAGGUAUUGUGCACUUAUUUCAGUUUAGGAAUACGAUAUGAUCCUAAGUCAAGAAUUGAAGUGCUUUCUGGAAUCCGUACUGCUUGGUGAUAAGAAAACCAAACUAUUCCUGUGACCGAGUGUAUAUGAAGGACUCUGUAGUUCUCACAAACUGGACUUGCCUGUUCUCCCUCUCAGAGCUGUGAAGGUGCUGGUGUGUUUCGUGGGCCUGACGGGGGAGAGCAGGAAUGUGCGUCUGGUUCUCCAGAACUUGUGUGUUCAGCUGGCUGAGACCUACAGCCACCACACUGAACUCUCUGAGGUAGCUACCUCUGACAAACGUUAUCUAUCAUCUUAUUCCAACCAAUGCAAUUCCCAUAUAGAAGAGCAAGAAUGCUGUCUUGAUAGAAUAGAUAACAUGGUCAAAUACUUAUAUUGGUCAGCUGUAAAGUGAUACUUCACCCCAAAACCACAUUUGGUCAUUUUAUACCACAAAAGUUAAGUCCAUAGACCAAAAAAAUAGGUACAAACAUGAAAACGCAUUGUAACACGUUAAAUGCAAAACGUUAAAUGACCAAUAUCAUUCUGUGUCCAUUCGUCGCAGGGUCUCCCUCAGCUGGUGAAUGAGUUCCACUCCCUGCUGGGUCAGUUGAGGGCGGACAGCCCCGUAAUCCUUGUGCUGGACGGGUUAGAUGAUCUUUCUGAGGAGCAUGGAGCAGACCUCUCCUGGCUGUCUACACCUCUCCCUCCACACGUCCACCUCGUCCUGUCGGCCACCACAGACUCUGCCUGCGCCCACACCCUGCAGGUCAGGACAGGUUGACGAAAGAUACUGCACGACAGUGUUUAUCCUACCAUUACUUAGGCUGCCCGCCUUACCGCUGUCACGUUGAAAUCUGGAGGAACACUGCUGUGCAGGUGUGCAGUUACUGUAGCAACGGUCGUCAAAGUUGUUAAAAGUUUUCAAAUACAAUUCUGAUAAAUGCAACAGUCGGACAAUGGAUGAAGAUUCUCCAAAUAUUUAGAAUGGUUUAAAUCCAUAAUUUAUUGCACAUAAAACAUUGUAUUGGCAUGGACAAAUAAUUAAGUUCGGGGCAUUUUGGUGGGAAUUCGGAUAUUCAAUUGAUUGUAAAAUUUCACCUUUCUUUUCUUAUGAAGCACUCAUAUAUACUAUUUUUUUUAUAUCAGGUAUUUUUUAAAUACUUUGUGAUAAAAUAAAGAAGAUGAUAUGUGCCUCAUCUACACUGGGUGUAUUUGCAUACAUUAAUAAAUUAACAUAAAGGUGUGGAACAGGGCUGCAACCACCAAAAACGUAAUCCUACCUGUAAUCAUAAACUGCGCUGUCUAGACUGUCUCAUUAAUUAUUCAUGACUGUAGUUGUCACGUUCUCAUGCAUAAUUCAACAAGUGUGUUAAGAGGAGGAUACCCACGCGAUUUAAAGUAAAAAAAAAAACGCUUCACUCUAGAUUAUACCUACAGUAUAUGUACAAACUUUACAUUGUUUGUGAGAUCAGACAUAAUAGCACUAUAAUCCGAGUGUUCUCUUGCGAAAAUUGCUUUCAUUUCAGCGCAUCUAAUUUGUGAACAUUUCAAUCUGUAUUAAAUGCAAACUUUUUUUUUAAUUGCACAAAAAAAAUCAACACCCACCUAAAUAAAGUUCUCUUUCUUCUCUUUCUUGUGAUGUAAGUAUUGAGACGUUAAAUCUCCGUUCUUAUAGAUGUGACGGAAACCAUUGUAUUCCGUUGAGUCCAUUUCGGCUGUAACCGGAGUGUGUUUGACCGGUCAUUACAAACGUUUCCCACGGUCAUUACGUUAGAAAACGAAUGGCACAAGGGAAGAGUCGCCAGAGUAAAAUGAAAGCAAUCAAUCCAGCGAGAUUUAAGUGACAAGUGGAUUUUUGCACCCUUCAAACACAGGAAAUAGAUGGCUGAAAAAGGAGAGAUCCUCAGGUGGGUGGGGCCUGCGUGUUGCUAAGUUACUGCAUGUGAGACAUCCUGACAUGUACGUGUUCUAUCUAAAACCCUCUGUCAUCACGCUAGUAUCAAAGUGAUCAUGAAAUUCUCAGUUUGAUCCUUCCCCAUCCAGAAGUCAGCCCAGCCCACUGUCCUGUCCCUGCCACCCCUCAGUCCUGAUGACAUCACUAAGGCUCUAGAACAUAAACUCCAGGCUGACCAGCGCAGGCUCCAGGACUGGCAGUGGCAGCUUCUCCUCCAGGCCUGCCUUUCCUGCCCCUCCCCUGUCUACCUGGAGGCUGUCUAUGCUGAGUCCGUCCUCUGGACCUCCUUCUCCCCCCAGGGCAGCCUGGGCCUCCCGCCCGACCUGGGGGGGCUCUACGUAGGCCUGCUGGCUUGCCUGGAGAGGGCCCACGGGGAGCAGCUGGUGGCACGGGCCGCCGCGGUUAUUUCGCUCUCCAGAGGGGGCGUCACGGAAGAGGUGGGUGAAACAAAUUUGGUAGUGAAGGAGAAUGUGUAAAGAGCUGUGAUCACAUGGAAUACUAACCAAAAUUGAGAGUCAGACCAAUCACACAGCUGUGUCUUGUAUUGUACCUAAUGUACUGACCAAUCACACAGCUGUGUCUUGUAUUGUACCUAAUGUACUGACCAAUCACACAGCUGGACAUUGUGUCUUGUAUUGUACCUAAUUGUCACGGUUUCGGCCGAGGCUGCCUCUCCUCCUUGUUCGGGCAGGCUUCGGCGCUCGUCGUCUCCGGAAUUCUAGCUGCCACCGAUAGAUGUUUCAUGUUCGUUUGCUUUUGUCUGUUUGUGUCACACCUGUUUCUGUUUUACGUAAUUAGUGUCCUAUAAGUUUCUCGUUGUGUUUGUCAUGUGUUGUGUAUGAUUGUUUUUCGUCAGUGUUGUGUUUUGCUCGGUUGAGCAUAUUUUCUCCACUGCGCUGGAGCACAGUUGCACUUGUUCGUGCACCACUUCGUUUGUCGCACCUGUUUGUGCGCAUUUGCCUUUUCGCCUUGUGCGUAGUUUAGCUGUUGGGCUUAGUUGUCCUGUUGCCUGUGUUGGGCCAGAAAUACAGCAUUUGGAACCUACCGUCGGCGUCCUGCAUUUGAUUUCCUACACUACACCUACACACGCCCUGACACUAAUGUACUGGGAUUUUAAUUUCAAAUCGGAAGGUAUCUUGGGAAAAAUAAAGCUAUUCUACAAAUAUUAUUAUUAUUAUUAUUAUUAUUAUUAUUAUUAUUAUUAUUCUGAUCAUUAGGAGCUACUGGACCUGAUGGGGAGAGAUGGGAAGGUUCUACAAGAAAUAUCGCUCUCCCAUUCAUCCUGCACUUCCUCCUCCAGCCUUCCCAGGGUGCCGUGCGUGCUGUGGGCACGGCUGAGACGGGACCUUGGGGGUCACCUGACGGAGGCGGAGACAGACGGGACGUGGGUCUACCGCUGGACCCACUCCGAGCUGGGGAGGGUGUGUGUGAAACGGUACCUCAAAACGGACGAUUCCCGUAAGCUUCUACACGCAACCUACGCAGACUACUUCCGGGGUACGGACAGCCAACACAGAAACAUAUUUCAGCCCCUGGCGUGGACGCUGGAGGAGGACUCGACGAAGAGUUAUGUGUUUAACCUCAGAAAGCUCCAUGGCCUGCCUUACCACCUGGUUCGCUCAGGCCAGAUACUGCCCUUCCUGUCUGAGUGUGUGUUUAACUAUGAGUUCCUGCUGCACAAGGCCUGGGGUCUGUCUGUGCUCCAUAUACAAGAGGACCUGAAGGGCGCCGUGCUGCCAGAGAAGUGGGUUCUCUUAGACGCUUCUUUUGAGUUGCUAUUUGAUACUGUAUGUUUGAGAUAAGUGAUGUGUGUCCUCUCUCUCUUUGUUCCUAUCUACUCCCCUCGCUGUCGUCGUCCCCCUCAGGGAGUUGGUAGAUAUGGAGGUGUUGGCAGCUACUCUGGAGCUUUCCAGGCCCGUGCUGCUCCGGGACCCCUGCCAGCUGGCCUCCCAGGUUAUGGGCCGUCUGGGACAGAUAGUUGCUGAAGACCUCCCCGUGGCUCCAGGUAUACCUCACCUCCCUGACACUGAUGGAUAAAGUGACUCAACGUCUCAAAUGGAUGAGUUUGAAGUACCGCCAACACAAUUUAAAAAAAGCUUCGAAACGAGUUUCCAACUGUAUAGGGCGGCAGGUAGCUUAGUGGUUAAGAGCGUUGUGCCAGUAACCGAAAGGUCACUGGUUCUAAUCCCCGAGCCGACGAGGUGAAAAAUCUGUUCGAUGUGCCCUUGAGCAAGGCACUUAACCCUAAUUGCUCCUGUAAGUGGCUCUGGAUAAGAGCGUCUGCUAAAAUGACGUAAAUGUAAAUGUAAGUGUAUGGCCUGCUCUCUGUCAGUGUGAUGAUGUGUUCUUACCAGGUGACCCACAGAAGUUUAGCUACCUGCAUGACCUGCUGGCCCAGUGUGCCCGUUCCACUCUGCCAGUCCUGGUGCCCUCCUACAGCUGUCUCGUGCCCCCAGGAGGGAUCCCACAUACCCUGCUGGCAGGUAAAGAGCUAUCACAAACAUAAAGACAUGGUUGUUAUGUCAUCCAAUGCAAUGCUAUGUAAAUGCUCAUGUUGAAUGCCUUUUUCCCCCUGUCUCUGCUCCAGGCCACGCGUCUAUAGUAACAGCCCUGACCAGGGGACAGAGGGGUCUGGUGGCAGCCACCUGCGGUGGGGACGGCACCCUGAAGGUGUGGGACCUGGAGCUGGGGCGCGCCGUGAGGACUCUGGAGGGGGCGGGGGGCGUGGUAGGCGACUCCCUCACCCUCUGUCUGGAGGACAGGGUCCUGGUGGUCCGCAUGGGACAAAGUCUGCAGGUCAGAGAGGUGGAUUCUGGGAAAGUGAUCUACUGCGAGAGUGACUCUCUGGAUGUUCCCGUGGUAACCACCGCCUGUGACGGACAGCUGCUGGUGGCCUUCUAUGAUGGAAGUCACCUGGUGAAGGUAUUGCGGUAGUCCAAUGUAUUAUCACAUCAGCAUAAACAACAUGACGCUGAUGUUUUACGUUCAGGUGACCUUGACAUUGAAUCUUUGUGACCAUGGUGAUGGUUUGACCUCUCUGUGACACCUCAGGUGUUCGACCUGGCCUCGUCGUGCUGUCUACUGUGCUGUGUCAACAUCACCCUGGACUGUGACCCCAUCCAUAAAGACCAUUCCAUACUGGUCUCCCACAACUCCAUCAAAGACUAUGUCCUUUUCGCCUACAGGUCAGACUUCAGUCCUUGAUUCGGAUCCCUGUAACAACGGGUAGUCUAUAACAACGGGUAGUCUAUAACAACGGGUAGUCUAUAUCAACGGGUAGUCUAUAACAACGGGUAGUCUAUAACCACGGGUAGUCUAUAACAACAGGUAGUCGAUAACAACAGGUAGUCUAUAACAACAGGUAGUCUAUAACAACGGGUAGUCUAUAACAACGGGUAGUCGAUAACAACGGGUAGUCUAUAACCACGGGUAGUCUAUAACAACGGGUAGUCUAUAACAACGGGUAGUCUAUAACAACAGGUAGUCUAUAACAACGGGUAGUCUAUAACCACGGGUAGUCUAUAACAACAGGUAGUCGAUAACAACAGGUAGUCUAUAACAACAGGUAGUCUAUAACAACGGGUAGUCUAUAACAACAGCAAGUCUAUAACAACCGGUAGUCUAUAACAACAGGUAGUCUAUAACAACGGGUAGUCUAUAACAACAGCAAGUCUAUAACAACAGGUAGUCUAUAACAACGUGUAGUCUAUAACAACGGGUAGUCUAUAACAACAGGUAGUCUAAAACAACGGGUAGUCUAUAACAACGGGUAGUCUAUAACAACGGGUAGUCUAUAACAACGGGUAGUCUAUAACAACAGGUAGUCUAUAACAACAGGUAGUCUUCCACUGGUACACACAAAAAACUAAACACUAAACCAACCAACCCACAGGCAGAUUCAAGGACAUUGAGACUCAGUGUUUUACACGCUACCUUGAAUAUUGAAAAAAAAUGUAACCCGACCUUGAUUCCAUGGUGGAUAGAGUAAACAAUAUAUUGUUUUUCUCACAUUAUUCAUGAUAUUUUCUUUGCUUUGGUUCUUUCUUAUUCGUUUUUGGUUAUUUCGCAUUGGGGGCUAAUGGUGAUUGUUUCUUAGUACCGUAGAGUAAUAAUAAAUUAGUGACAGGUGUCACUUCUCCUGGUCCUUAAAUAAUAUCACAUGCCCUCGUUGUUAACACGCUGUGAAAUCAGGCGGACGUAGCGCCUUGACAGAUUUCACGGGUGCGGUUUUGGAAACACUGUUGAAUUAUUCAAACGGACUACUUCUCAGGUGCCUAUUAAAACGUAACCCUGGAAACCUUCACACACACACAAGCCCCUGUCAGAUAGACAGAUAACGUUGGACACCGGGAUAUGUGUACGAUGAUACAUGAAACGAUACAUUUUCCAGACAGUGUUAAAUCUUAAUCUUAUUUCAUUGACUUGAUUAAAUGGGAGUAUGGUGUCGUGGAUAAUGUGAUCAUCCUGUCGCACCUGAGUGGUGUAGAUGUCAGAGGAAAGACAAAUUGGGUCAUUGAGGUAGUUAGUAAUACAAGCUGUAUGUGGAUGGUGACAGUAUAACACACUGGGUUUCGGUUUCUGGUGAUUACCAUCUAUAUGGCAGGUUGCCCGUAACAGGGAAAUAGUUUGACAGCUGUGUGUUGCAGACCACAUUUAAAUUACAGUGCUUCCAAAUAUUAUUUUAGAAAUACUGUGGAUUGUCAGUGGAUUGUAUUGUAAAUAAAUACAAAAGUCUUACAAAUGUAUGUAUUUCAAUAUAGGAAUGUGAGUACUGGAGAAUACAUUUAGACAGAGGUCCAUACAGUGAGGGGAAAAAAAGUAUUUGAUCCCCUGCUGAUUUUGUACGUUUGCCCACUGACAAAGAAAUGAUCAGUCUAUAAUUUUAAUGGUAGGUUUAUUUGAACAGUGAGAGGCAGAAUAACAACAAAAGAUCCAGAAAAACGCAUGUCAAAAAUUUUAUAAAUUGAUUUGCAUUUUAAUGAGGGAAAUAAGUAUUUGACCCCCUCUCAAUCAGAAAGAUUUCUGGCUCCCAGGUGUCCUUUAUACAGGUAACGAGCUGAGAUUAGGAGCACACUCUUAAAGGGAGUGCUCCUAAUCUCAGUUUGUUACCUGUAUAAAUGACACCUGUCCACAGAAGCAAUCAAUUAAUCAGAUUCCAAACUCUCCACCAUGGCCAAGACCAAAGAGCUCUCCAAGGAUGUCAGGGACAAGAUUGUAGACCUACACAAGGCUGGAAUGGGCUACAAGACCAUCGCCAAGCAGCUUGGUGAGAAGGUGACAUCAGUUGGUGCGAUUAUUCGCAAAUGGAAGAAACACAAAAUAACUGUCAAUCUCCCUCGGCCUGGGGCUCCAUGCAAGAUCUCACCUCGUGGAGUUGUAAUGAUCAUGAGAACAGUGAGGAAUCAGCCCAGAACUACACGGGAGGAUCUUGUCAAUGAUCUCAAGGCAGCUGGGACCAUAGUCACCAAGAAAACAAUUGGUAACACACUAUGCCAUGAAGGACUGAAAUCCUGCAGCGCCCACAAGGUCCACCUGCUCAAGAAAGCACAUAUACAGGCCCAUCUAAAGUUUGCCAAUGAACAUCUGAAUGAUUCAGAGGAGAACUGGGUGAGAGUGUUGUGGUCAGAUGAGACCAAAAUCGAACUCUUUGGCAUCAACUCAACUCGCCGUGUUUGGAGGAGGAGGAAUGCUGCCUAUCACCCCAAGAACACCAUCCCCACCGUCAAACAUGGAGGUGGAAACAUUAUGCUUUGGGGGUGUUUUUCUGCUAAGGGGACAGGACAACUUCACCGCAUCAAAGGGACGAUGGACGGGGCCAUGUGCCGUCAAAUCUUGGGUGAGAACCUCCUUCCAUCAGCCAGGGCAUUGAAAAUGGGUCGUGGAUGGGUAUUCCAGCAUGACAAUGACCCAAAACACACUGCCAAGGCAACAAAGGAGUGGCUCAAGAAGAAGCACAUUAAGGUCCUGGAGUGGCCUAGCCAGUCUCCAGACCUUAAUCCCAUAGAAAAUAUGUGGAGGGAGCUGAAGGUUUGAGUUGCCAAACGUCAGCCUCGAAACCUUAAUGACUUGGAGAAGAUCUGCAAAGAGGAGUGGAACAAAAUCCCUCCUGAGAUGUGUGCAAACCUGGUGGCCAACUACAAGAAACAUCUGACCUCUGUGAUUGCCAACAAGGUUUUUGCCACCAAGUACUAAGUCAUGUUUUGCAGAGGGGUCAAAUAAUUAUUUCCCUCAUUAAAAUGCAAAUAAAUUUAUAACAUUUUUUACAUGCGUUUUUCUGGAUUUUUUUGUUGUUAUUCUGUCUCUCACUGUUCAAAUAAACCUACCAUUAAAAUGAUAGACUGAUCUUGUCUUUGUCAGUGGGCAAACGAACAAAAUCAGCAGGGGAUCAAAUACUGUUUUCCCCUCACUGUAUGUAAUCAUGACUAACUCAACAAAGCUACCGCUGCGUUCUCACAGGACUGGCAUUGUAAGGAGAAAUAGCUCUGAGCACAUGAAAAAAAAACUGUGAAACCUCAAAUAAACCCUGUUACUUUGUUUACAACCGUACAGCCCUUUGAAGUAGAGAAGUGGCCAGUAUCUGGAAUGCUUUAUAACGUCUAUUGGCUCUUUGAGUUAGGUGCUGUCUGGCUGAGUAGCCAAGGCAGUGUGUUGAUGAACAUUUAAUAGGCUGGGCCCCGUUUACUGACGGGCCUUUAAUAGUAAUGUGUGUUCCUCUCCUCUGUUUUUCUCUCUUUGUGUUUUCUCACUCACUUUCUCUGGCUUCUCUCUCGCACUCUCUUUUCUGUGUGUGUGCAUGUGUGUACGUCCUUCUCUCUAUCUCUCUCUCUCUCAUAUCUCUCUGUCUUCUCUAGUAUAUCUCUUGUCUAUAUACUAUCUUAAUUUCUCUAUGUCUAUGGUGAGAGAAUUGUAUUGAUUAGCUGUAUGUGUCUAUUGUCUCUGUAUAUCUCUGUUGAUGUCAUCUAGUCUAUGAUCUAAGUCUCUAUAUAUGUACUAUAAUAUAUCUCUAUAUCUUCUUACUCUCUCUCUCUGUCUCUGUCUCUGUUCUCUCUCUCUCUCUCUCUCUCUCUCUAGUCUAUCUCUGUAUCUCUCUGUCUCUAUCUGUAUUCUCUCUCUCUCUCUCUCUCUCUCUCUCUCUCUCUCUCUCUCUCUCUCUUCUCUCUCUCUUUCUCUCUCUCUCUCUCUCUCUCUCUCUGUCUCUCUGUCUCUCGUCUCUCCGUCUCUCUUUCUCUCAGAUCUGGAGGUCAGGCAGCGGUGUUUAGUGCCAGAGGGGGGGCUGUGUUGUCUGUCCUCAGAGCCCAGCACGGUGCUGCCUCCAUACAGGGAGUGGAGAUGACCGAUCAGUACCUACUGCUCUUCUGCAGGUAUCUGUUUCAUACACUGCUCAAAAAAAUAAAGGGAACACUUAAACAACACAAUGUAACUCCAAGUCAAUCACACUUCUGUGAAAUCAAACUGUCCACUUAGGAAGCAACACUGAUUGACAAUAAAUGUCACAUGCUGUUGUGCAAAUGGAAUAGACAACAGGUGGAAAUUAUAGGCAAUUAGCAAGACACCCCCAAUAAAGAAGUGGUUCUGCAGGUGGUGACCACAGACCACUUCUCAGUUCCUAUGCUUCCUGGCUGAUGUUUUGGUCACUUUUGAAUGCUGGCGGUGCUUUCACUCUAGUGGUAGCAUGAGACGGAGUCUACAACCCACACAAGUGGCUCAGGUAGUGCAGCUCAUCCAGGAUGGCACAUCAAUGCGAGCUGUGGCAAGAAGGUUUGCUGUGUCUGUCAGCGUAGUGUCCAGAGCAUGGAGGCGCUACCAGGAGACAGGCCAGUACAUCAGGAGAUGUGGAGGAGGCCGUAGGAGGGCAACAACCCAGCAGCAGGACUGCUACCUCCGCCUUUGUGCAAAGAGGAGCAGGAGGAGCACUGCCAGAGCCCUGUAAAAUGACCUCCAGCAGGCCACUAAUGUGCAUGUGUCUGCUCAAACGGUCAGAAACAGACUCCAUGAGGGUGGUAUGAGGGCCCGACGUCCACAGGUGGGGGUUGUGCUUACAGCCCAACACCGUGCAGGACGUUUGGCAUUUGCCAGAGAACACCAAGAUUGGCAAAUUCGCCACUGGCGCCCUGUGCUCUUCACAGAUGAAAGCAGGUUCACACUGAGCACGUGACAGACGUGACAGAGUCUGGAGACGCCGUGGAGAACGUUCUGCUGCCUGCAACAUCCUCCAGCAUGACCGGUUUGGCGGUGGGUCAGUCAUGGUGUGAGGUGGCAUUUCUUUGGGGGGCCGCCCAGCCCUCCAUGUGCUCGCCAGAGGUAGCCUGACUGCCAUUAGGUACCGAGAUGAGAUCCUCAGACCCCUUGUGAGACCAUAUGCUGGUGCGUUUGGCCCUGGGUUCCUCCUAAUGCAAGACAAUUCUAGACCUCGUGGCUGGAGUGUGUCAGCAGUUCCUGCAAGAGGAAUGCAUUGAUGCUAUGGACUGGCCCGCCCGUUCCCCAGUCCUGAAUCCAAUUGAGCACAUCUGGGACAUCAUGUCUCGCUCCAUCCACCAACGCCACGUUGCACCACAGACUGUCCAGGAGUUGGCGGAUGCUUUAGUCCAGGUCUGGGAGGAGAUCCCUCAGGAGACCAUCCGCCACCACAUCAGGAGCAUGCCCAGGCGUUGUAGGGAGGUCAUACAGGCACGUGGAGGCCACACACACUACUGAGCCUCAUUUUGACUUGUUUUAAGGACAUUACAUCAAAGUUGGAUCAGCCUGUAGUGUGGUUUUCCACUUAAAUUUUGAGGGUGACUCCAAAUCCAGACCUCCAUGGGUUGAUACAUUUGAUUUCCAUUGAUAAUUUUUGUGUGAUUUUGUUGUCAGCACAUUCAACUAUGUAAAGAAAAAAAUAUUUAAUAAGAUUAUUUCAUUCAUUCAGAUCUAGGAUGUGUUGUUUAAGUGUUCCCUUUAUUUUUUUGAGCUGUGUAUAUUCUGAAUGGUGUGUGCGUACCCCAACAACAGAAUGGUGUGGGCGUAUACCGGUCAUUAAAAAUAUUCACACGAGUAGACCGCUGAUUGGCCAGCUCAGGCAACGGGCCAACAUGAUGUCAUGUUAUAUGAAGACAUAGCAAUAAUUUUUCUAAACGGUCUGCUUGAGAUACAAAAUGGAGGUGUUUUUUUUUCUCUAAUUUAUGCUUUGGCCACAAAUCCGAGUAGGCCCUAUAGGUAUGUGUUAACAGAAUAUAAACUUUUACAAGUGAGAUUUUCACUGGACAGUUACUUUUAAGUGCAAGUAUGCAUCCCCUCCAUUACCCAUAACCCUCUGUUGUGUAUUACAGCACAGAAUGCAUAGCUCAUAAGGCAUUAUACAUGUGUGUAUAAUGCAUUAUGAACAGGGUGUUUCUGAAAAGUCUAUCAUGGCAUCAUAAUCUCAUUAUCGUAUUAGAUUUUCUAUUAAAGAAACAGAACAUUGCUAUUCCUCCUCUGGGUACGUUCCUAUGUUUAUCCCCCCCCCCCCCCCCCCCCCCUCCCCCCCCCCCCCCCCCCCCCUCCCCCUCCCCCCCAGGUACCCUUACAAGCGGGACAGUGAGAUCGUUCAUAUCGAGCUGUUCAGCACAGCCAGUUUCGAGUACCAGCGCUCCGUCCUGGGCUGCAGCCAGGACUACAUCUCCCAGGUCACCGUCAACCGGGCAGGGACGCACGUCGUGGCCUUCUGCCCCUCCCCCCUCACCGGCAUCACGCAGGUCGUGACAUGGAACCUGGAGACAGAGGACCACAAACACAUCGCCCGCUUCCCCGGGAUAUUGACUGCAGGUCAGUACGAAGGCUAGGUGGAGACUUGACAGGCAUUGGUUGCUUUCUUGGUUGACUGAUUGGAAAUCGGUUAGAAAAUGUGGUGGAGUUGGAAAUUUGAAAUGUUCGGUAAUGACUACAGAAAAGGCUUCAAGUUCAUCCUGCAUUAUCCUGCAGUGUUUGUGCCAGAGGUGGAGAGACUGCUGUGGAUUCAUAUGGGAAAGCCCAGUGAAUAAACAUAUAACCAUUUAAUUCACAUGACAUGACCAAUCAGUGAACUCAGGGGACUAACAUUGACAUUGACAGAUACAAACUGUUGACUUUUGAUGCUAAAUUGACAUUGAAUUACGUUCAGUAAAAACCUUUUCCUUUUGGUCCUCUCUCCUCCCCUGUCUGUAGGUGUGUGUUUGGAGCUGCGGUUCUGUGUGGGGGUGUGCAGCGGGGAGAGGUACCUGAGGCUCUGGGACCUGUCCUCCAGGAUCAAUGACCAGACCCUCACCUACAAUGUCCACAAGGUGAAGAUGGAUGGCACAGAGGAGGUCAUCCUCACGGGGAAACACCCACGGUAGGUCUUUAUCAACAAUGUACUAUUUACUGUACUGUUUUCGGCAUUGUCUCAAUAAUAUUGAGAUUAGGAUUCUCUGUACUAUUUUCUGUAUUGUUUAAAAAGUAUUCAGUUAUUGGUUCCUUUUAACAUGUAAUUAAUCUCAAUACUCUAAAUGGCUAUCCUCCUCUCCUCUCCUUCAUAUUCAUUGUUCUCUAAUUACAUAGCGUAGUUGAGAAGUGUACAUACCCACUGGGGAUUUGGUCCUCCUGACCAGCUCUUUCACAUCAGUGCAGUUGAAGGAGAUGAGACAAGGAGGAAGGAAGCCACUUUAGAUGAUUAAGAUGCUCCCCCUCCCCCCCCCCCCCCCCCCCCCCCCCCCCCCCCCCCCCCCCCCCCCAUGCAUCUGCUUUGAUGUCUUGAUCUUUUCCUGGGUCUCAUCUCCCUCUGGUGACAGCUACGCGGUGUGCAGGUCCCUACGGCACGGCACGGUACGCGUCUGGAACCUGGCCAGGUCAAGGUUCGCAGGUCGACCAGUCAGGGUGGAGCACGGUCUCUAUGGCAACACCGACGUGGCCUUGGUCCAUGACCUGAAGCUGUACAUCCUGACAGACAGAGGGACGGCCAACUUCACAGACACCCCGUCACCCAUAUUCCAGGUCACCCCCCUUUAUUUAUCAGUUAGCCUGGUAUCCAUACUGAAUCCACUCCUGCUCUGCACUGUUGUUUCACUUCAUGGCUACACUUGAAGUCACCUCAUUAGUUGGCAGUAGUGUACCCGUAGUGACAUACAGUGGGGAGAAGAAGUAUUUGAUACGCUGCCGAUUUUGCAGGUUUUCCUACUUACAAAGCAUGUAGAGGUCUGUAAUUUUUAUCAUAGGUACACUUCAACUGUGAGAGACGGAAUCUAAAACAAAAAUCCAGAAAAUCACAUUGUAUGAUUUUUAAGUAAUUAAUUUGCAUUUUAUUGCAUGACAUAAGUAUUUGAUCACCUACCAACCAGUAAGAAUUCCGGCUGUUUUAGUCAAACAUUAUAUCUGUUUGGGCUUCUUGCGGUCAAUUUGCCGUCUACAAAUUUAUAAUUAUGUUCCGGCCCCCCCGACCAUCCGCUCAAAGAAAAAUCAGCCCGCGGCUGAAUUCAGUUGAUGAUCCCUGGCCUAUAGGUUCCAGCCCGGGACUCCUACAUGCAACAAGACUGUGUUAACCCACCGAGCUAAAGCCUAGUAAUUAAUCUUCUGUUUCACUUUCACUCCAUAGACUCUACUGGUCUAUGACCUGAUCAAGAGGAGCUACGUGAGGAGACAGUCUGGUCUCUACAUCGUCCCCUGUCCCCAACACGAAUAUAGACUCCUGGAGGGACAGCUACUCCUGGGCUUGUCUGAGACGAGGCGAGAGCGAUUCAGUUACUUGAAACAAGCACCAGCUAACUUAGUCCACUACCUGAAACACCACACCCCAAAUACAGUCCCUCUGAGUCCCAGAUAACUAUUCCCUCUAGCAUCCUAAUUGGCUCAGUCCUAGAUAACUAUUCCCUCUAGCAUCCUAAUUGUCUCAGUCCCAGAUAACUAUACCCUCUAGCAUCCUAAUUGGCUCAGUCCCAGAUAACUAUUCCCUCUAGCAUCCUAAUUGUCUCAGUCCCAGAUAACUAUUCCCUCUAGCAUCCUAAUUGUCUCAGUCCCAGAUAACUAUUCCCUCUAGCAUCCUAAUUGGCUCAGUCCCAGAUAACUAUUCCCUCUAGCGUCCUAAUUGUCUCAGUCCCAGAUAACUAUUCCCUCUAGCAUCCUAAUUGUCUCAGUCCCAGAUAACUAUUCCCUCUAGGUCCUAAUUGUCUCAGUCCCAGAUAACUUUCCCUCUAGCAUCCUAAUUGUCUCAGUCCCAGAUAACUAUUCCUCUAGCAUCCUAAUUGUCUCAGUCCCAGAAACUAUACCCUUAGCAUCCUAAUUGUCUCAGUCCCAGAUAACUAUUCCCUCUAGCAUCUAAUGUCUCAGUCCCAGAUAACUGAUUCCCUCUAGCAUCCUAAUUGUCUCAGUCCAGAUAACAUUCCCUUAGCGUCCUAAUAGUCUCAGUCCCAGAUAAACUAUUCCCUCUAGCAUCCUAUUGUCUCAGUCCCAGAUAACUAUUCCCUCUAGCAUCCUAAUUGUCUCAGUCCCAGAUAACUAUUCCCUCUAGCAUCCUAAUUGUCUCAGUCCCAGAUAACUAUUCCCUCUAGCAUCCUAAUUGUCUCAGUCCCAGAUAACUAUUCCCUCUAGCAUCCUAAUUGUCUCAGUCCCAGAUAACUAUUCCCUCUAGCGUCCUAAUUGUCUCAGUCCCAGAUAACUAUUCCCUCUAGCAUCCUAAUUGUCUCACAGCUUAACGUUCUUGUGUUCAUUGUUGCCCCUAAUAUGUUUUACCUCAUUGUUGUGAACUGGUUUUGGGAUGUGGAAGGCCAAGGCUUUUUUUGUCCAAAACCUGUUUUAUUUGGACGGUUGGGAGGUAAAGGGAUCAUAACCUGUUUUAUUUGGACGGUUGGGAGGUAAAGGGAUCAUAACCUGUUUUAUUUGGACGGUUGGGAGGUAAAGGGAUCAUAACCUGUUUUAUUUGGACGGUUGGGAGGUAAAGGGAUCAUAACCUGUUUUUAUUUGGACGGUUGGGUGGUAAAGGGAUCAUAACCUGUUUUAUUUGGACGGUUGGGAGGUAAAGGGAUCAUAACCUGUUUUAUUUGGACGGUUGGAGGUAAAGGGAUCAUAACCUGUUUUAUUUGGACGGUUGGGAGGUAAAGGGAUCAUAACCUGUUUUAUUUGGACGGUUGGGAGGUAAAGGGAUCAUAACCUGUUUUAUUUGGACGGUUGGGAGGUAAAGGGAUCAUAACCUGUUUAUUGGACGGUUGGGAGGUAAAGGGAUCAUAACCUGUUUAUUUGGACGGUUGGGAGGUAAAGGAUCCAUAACCUGUUUAUUGGACGGUGGGAGGUAAAGGGAUCAUAACCGUUUUAUUUGGACGGUUGGGUGGUAAAGGGAUCAUAACCGUUUAUUGGACGGUUGGGAGGUAAAGGGAUCAUAACCUGUUUUAUUUGGACGGUGGGAGGUAAAGGGAUCAUAACCUGUUUAUUUGGACGGUUGGGAGGUAAAGGGAUCAUAACCCGUUUUAUUUGGACGGUUGGGAGGUAAAGGGAUCAUAACCUGUUUAUUUGGACGGUGGGAGGUAAAGGGAUCAUAACCUUUUUAUUGGACGGUUGGGUGGUAAGGGAUCAUAACCUGUUUUAUUUGGACGGUUGGGUGGUAAAGGGAUCAUAACCUGUUUUAUUGGACGGUUGGAGGGUAAAGGGAUCAUAACCUGUUUAUUUGGACGGUUGGGUGGUAAAGGGAUCAUAACCUGUUUUAUUUGGACGGUUGGGUGGUAGAAGGAUCAUAACCUGUUUUUAUUUGGACGGGUUGGGGUGGUAUAAAGGGUACUUUUUAUUAACUGCAUACGUUUAUUUGGACGGUGGGUGGUAAAGGGAUCAUAACCUGUUUUAUUGGACGGUUGGGUAGGUAAAGGGAUCAUAACCUGUUUUAUUUGGACGGUUGGGUGGUAAAGGGAUCAUAACCUGUUUUAUUUGGACGGUUGGGUGGUAAAGGGAUCAUAACCUGUUUUAUUUGGACGGUUGGGUGGUAAAGGGAUCAUAACCUGUUUUAUUUGGACGGUUGGGUGGUAAAGGGAUCAUAACCUGUUUUAUUUGGACGGUUGGGUGGUAAAGGGAUCAUAACCUGUUUUAUUUGGACGGUUGGGAGUUCUAGGAACCAUCUGAUGGUGUGGGACCUGGAGUCUGGGUAUAUCAAAGGGAGGAUGAAAGCCUCCCACACAGAGUCUCUCCUGUCCAGCAGCACCGUCAGAGACAGACAGUCCCAGAUACAACCAAAGGACACCACAGGUAACAAUACCAGAGACCAUAACAGAAAAGUAGUGUACGGGGAUCUAGCUAAGCUAUUUCACUACCAUUUGGUGACUAUUUCCUCUAGCUGUAGUGAUGAAGCUGUAAUGAUACAUUCAUAUUGCCCUGUGGAGGACUAUUUCCUCUAGCUGUAGUGAUGAAGCUGUAAUGAUACAUUCAUAUUGCCCCUUGGAGGACUAUUUCCUCUAGCUGUAGUGAUGAAGCUGUAAUGAUACAUUCAUAUUGCCCCUUGGAGGACUAUUUCCUCUAGCUGUAGUGAUGCCCUGGGACAGACGAACAGACAGCCAGUCUGCUAAGUGGAGGAGGCUGGAGAGGGAGGCCGAGGAGCAACGGAAGCUGGACAGGGAGAAAUACAACUCCGUAGACCAGUACCUUCUCAGUGGGGACCAACAGGUAAAAUGUACAGUUGAAGUCGGAAGUUUACAUACACCUUAGCCAAAUACAUUUAAACUAACGUUUUUCACAAUUCCUGACAUUUAAUCCUAGUAAAUAUUCCCUGUCUUAGGUCAGUUAGGAUCACCACUUUAUUUUAAGAAUGUGAAAUGUCAGAAUAAUAGUAGAGAGAAUGUAAGUAAGCUUUUAUUUAUUUCAUCACAUUCCCAGUGGGUCAGAUGUUUACAUACACUCAAUUAGUAUUUGGUAGCAUUGCCUUUAAAUUGUUUAACUUGGGUCAAACGUUUCGGGUAGCCUACCACAAGCUUCCCACAAUAAGUUGUGUGAAUUUUGAUCCAUUCCUCCUGACAGAGCUGGUGUAACUGAGUCAGGUUUGUAGGCCUCCUUGCUCGCACACGCUUUUUCAGUUCUGCCCACAAAUGUUCUAUAGGAUUGAGGUCAGGGCUUUGUGAUGGCCACUCCAAUACCUUGACUUUGUUGUCCUUAAGCCAUUUUGGCACAACUUAUGCUUGGGGUCAUUGUCCAUUUGGAAGACCCAUUUGCGACCAAGCUUUAACUUCCUGACUGAUGUCUUGAGAUGUUGCUUCAAUAUAUCCACAUAAUUUUCCUUCCUCAUGAUGCCAUCUAUUUUGUGAAGUGCACCAGUCCCUCCUGCAGCAAAGCACCCCCACAGCAUGAUGCUGCCACCCCCGUGCUUCAUGGUUGGGAUGGUGUUCUUCGGCUUGCAAGGUACCCCCUUUUUCCUCCAAACAUAACGAUGGUCAUUAUGGCCAAACAGUUCUAUUUUUGUUUCAUCAGACCAGAGGACAUUUCUCCAAAAAGUACGAUCUUUGUCCCCAUGUGCAGUUGCAAACCGUAGUCUGGCUUUUCUAUGGCAGUUUUGGAGCAGUGGCUUCUUCCUUGCUGAGCGGCCUUUCCGGUUAUGUCGAUAUAGGACUCAUUUUACUGUGGAUAUAGAUACUUUUGUACCUGUUUCCUCCAGCAUCUUCACAAGGUCCUUUGCUGUUGUUCUGGGAUUGAUUUGCACUUUUCGCACCAAAGUACGUUCAUCUCUAGGAUACAGAACGCGUCUCCUUCCUGAGCGGUAUGACGGCUGCGUGGUCCCAUGGUGUUUAUACUUGCGUACUAUUGUUUGUACAGAUAAACGUGGUACCUUCAGGCGUUUGGAAAUUGCUCCCAAGGAUGAACCAGACUUGUGGAGGUCUACAAAUACUUCUUUGAAUUCUUGGCUGAUUUCUUUUCAUUUUCCCAUGAUAUCAAGCAAAGAGGCACUGAGUUUGAAAUAGAUCCACAGGUACACCUCCAAUUGACUCAAAUGAUGUCAAUUAGCCUAUCAGAAGCUUCUAAAGCCAUUACAUAAUUUUCUGGAAUUUUCCAAGCUGUUUAAAGGCACAGUCAACUUAGUGUAUGUAAACUUCUGACCCACUGGAAUUGUGAUACAGUGAAUUAUAGGUGAAAUAAUCUGUCUGUAAACAAUUGUUGGAAACAUUACUUGUGUCAUGCACAAAGUAGAUGUCCUAACCGACUUGCCAAAACUGUAGUUUGUCAACAAGAAAUUUGUGGAGUGGUUGAAAAACGAGUUUCAAUGACUCCAACCUAAGUGUAUGUAAACUUCCGACUUCAACUGUAUGUGUGUGUGUGUGAUGUAUCUUCAUCCCACUGAUCCCCUCUCUGCCAGGUGGUGGUGUGUUCCUAUUUCUCCCACCACCUCAACGUGUUCAGCGUGGGGUCCCAGGACCACCUCCACACCCUGGAGGACAGGACAUCCCUGCUGAUCCUCCACACCGCUGCCCUCACCCACCCCGGGGGACACCUGGUCCUGGCCAACUACUGCCAGGCUCAACGUACACCCUACCUCACCCUCUGGGACCUGCAGAAAGGCACAGUAUGUACACUCUUAGAAUUAAAGGGUUCCAAAAGGGUUCAUCGGCUGUCCCCGUAGGAGAACCCUUUUUGAUUCUAGGUAGGACCCUUUUGAGUUCCAUGUAUAACCAUCUGUGGAAAGGGUUGUACGUGGAACCAAAAAGGGUUCAAAAUAUAACCUUUUCUUGAGUGUAUUUGUAUCAGAUUCAAAUAGCUUUAUUGUCCAUCUGGGAUCACUGACAACACUAUUUUCCAGUACACUGGCUAAAUUAUUUGACCCCCCCCCCCCCCACCACCCCAUUUCAAAUUAUAGUUUCAAAUUAUUGAAUUUUGUACACUUGUGAAGGUGAGGAAAAGAUUGAAGAACGAGCCAGGAGUCUGUUGUGUGGCGAUCACAGAUGACGCCAGCAGAGUCGCCUUUGGGGUCAGCGGAUGUAACAAGUAAUACGUUUCCAAAUGACACGUGACUCACAAACACAUGACAUAUAGCAUCUCUCAGAGCCAUGUAGUUACACCUAUCAUCCUGGUCUGUCACAAUGAGAAAGCUCAUGCUUAUCUCUUCUCCUGAUUAGGCUUAAAGUGUGGGAUCCCUUCAGGAGGAAUCACAAGACUAUCUCUGGCUACGCCAGCCUGAGACUAGGAGGGUCCAACCAGCUUUAUAUCACUGAGGGAGGAGCCAAAGCCAUUCUACUAGCAGGUAAGGACAGAGAUUACUUUAGAUUUUCAGCUAUCUUUCCCUUUGUAGAAAAGUGAGAUUAGGUUUCUCUGCACUGAAAUAUUUUGGCAAUUUCUUCUAAAAUUUGUUGAAAUUGAAAAUACAUAUGGUUUUCAAACAAAAGUCUAAACUCACUUCAAAGUCAAAGAUAAUCUGGACUAAAUUAUUCAGAUACAUUUGGCUGGAGGAAAGUAAUUCUCGACAAGUGUAAUUUAUCCUACUUGUGGUAACUGGCCAUUCAACCAGUUUUGAAAAGAGAAAACAGAACAUUCUGCUCCAUUGCAAAGGUGCCAAUAUAUUUGAGCACAUCUGUGGGUGAUAGGAGUGAGUGGAACAGUGUGUUCACGGACAACUGAUAGGUGUUUGUUCACACUCAGGUGAAAGUAGUGUUACAAUGCGUUUAUUUAUGUAGUGCCACACAGGUGAUCGUAAAAGUGACAAUUCAUGCCCUUCGUGUGUUUGAUUAUUCACACAGGUGAGCUGAGCCUAUGGGACCUGGAGGCCUGCAACGUCCUGUCUGUCCUCUCCCCAGAUGCCCACGUACAGUGUCUGACCCUCCUCGGAGGAGACGGAAAUAGUAGCGCCCUAUUGUUAGGCCUUAGCCACAGUCCUGCCCUCAUCACAGUCAGGCUGACGUCACAAUCACAUGGGGGGGUCGCCACGGCAACCAACGUCAGGGACGACGACUUGUUCGCAGAGUCCAGUAGUAGCGAAGAUGGAGAUGACUAG